AUGCACGACCGUUUUCGAUCGCACCAGGAGAUGGGCGAUGUUUUCAUGAUGGUAACGCCUGGGAGGAAUUGGCUUUACAUCGCCAACCCUGACGCUCUGAUGGACAUGUUCCGAAGACGCGCCGAGUUUCCCCAGUGCAUUGAGCUCACUGAGGUGCUCAAUGUGUUUGGAACAAACUUGGGCACUGUCGAAGGCCAGCAAUGGAAAACCCAGCGCAAGAUGAUUGCGACCUGCUUCAACGAGCCGAACAACGAGAUUGUCUGGUCUGAAAGCCUUUCUCUGGCUCGUGACAUGCUCAAGUAUUGGGUCAAGAAGCCGUCGAUUUCGAGCUCCGCUGACGAUCUUCGCACUCUGUCUCUCCACGUCCUUGCCGGGGCCGGAUUCGGGAAGUCGUUUGAAUUUGAAGGACAUGAUGAGAGGAGGAACACUAGUCUCUCCGGCGACUACAAAACUUCUCUGCAAAUGAUCCUGGAGAACUGCAUCCUCAUCAUGGACGAGGCCAAGAGCGGCGCCGGCCUGACCGAGUCCGAGAUCUACGGCAACAUGUUCAUGCUCAACUUCGCCGGGCACGACACCACGGCGCACACCCUCACCUUCGCCAUCCACUUCCUGGCCGCGAACCCGGCCGUGCAGGACUGGGUCUCGGAGGAGGCGCGCACCGUCCUGGGCGAGAGGGACCAGGACCAGGCCGGGUGGGACUACGCCGCGAGCUUCCCGCGCCUCAGGCGGUGCUUCGCCGUCCUGCUCGAGACGCUGCGCCUCUACACGCCCGUCCCCGUGGCCAAGUGGACGGCCGGCGGGACGGCGUCGCUGGAGGCCGGCGGGAGGACGUACGUCGUGCCGCCGAACACGAUGGUCAUACCUAGCUACGCGGCCGUCCACACGGAGCCCAAGUACUGGGGGUCUGAUUCGCUCACCUGGCGGCCGUCGCGCUGGAUCCAAGCAGCUGGCGCGCCUGGCAUGGAGGAACUCAUCACCCCGCAGAAGGGCACCUUUCUGGGCUGGUCCGAGGGAGCGCGUGACUGCCCUGCCAGGAAGUUCUCGCAGGUCGAGUUCGUGGCUACGGUGGCGACUCUGCUCCGCGACUGGCGAGUCGAUCCGGUACCGCUCGAUGGUGGGGAGAGCCUGGAUCAUGCGCGGAAGAGAGUCUUGGACUUGAUCGAGAAGGACUCGGGACCUGUGCUGCUGCAGCAGAUGUUGCACCCUGAGCGUGCAUCUCUGACCUGGACGAAGAGGUAA
Molecule: messenger RNA, 1239 nt
Organism: Diaporthe citri
Lineage: Eukaryota; Fungi; Ascomycota; Sordariomycetes; Diaporthales; Diaporthaceae
Exons: 4
Coding region: 1-1239 (412 amino acids)
Molecular function (GO): monooxygenase activity; heme binding; iron ion binding
Source: RefSeq, a predicted model, not a curated record